GACUGAGUGGCUGGGCCCAGCACGUGACCGCGCAGCCUGGCUCCGCGGGGGGUGGGGGUGCCCGGACGCCGGAGGCUGAAAUCGACAUUUGCCUGGGGCAGGAGAGUGAGCGGGUCAGAUUCCGUCCCCCUCAGACCCUCCACCCACGGGAGCGGGGGAUUGCCGUAGCGCUUUAACUUUGCAUGUCAGGAACCAGGAAGUAAAAGUCGGUGAGAAAGGCCGGGAAAGCUGCGCACAUCAAGCAGGCGGCCCAGCAGGGAGGCAGGAGCCGGGGACUUCCAGGGUCUUCCAGGGUCUUCCUCGGCUUCCCACCUCGCCCUCCCCGCCUAGGCCCGAGGCGUCACGUGGCGGCGUGGGGCCCGCCUCCGGUGACGUCACCGCGCUCGCAGCCGUCGCGCUGAAGAAAGGAUGCUCUAGGAUGCUGUGCAGGUGGGCGGCGGGGAUGCGCCAUGCGGCACUGCAGGCUUUCUCUCCCAGGUGUAACUAGCAUGGUCAAUGCCGGAGCGAUGAGCGGCUCUGGAAACCUGAUGGAUUUCCUCGACGAGCCUUUCCCUGAUGUGGGGACGUACGAGGACUUCCACACCAUCGACUGGCUGCGGGAGAAGUCCCGGGACACCGACAGACACAGAAAGAUAACCAGCAAAAGCAAGGAGUCCAUAUGGGAGUUCAUCAAGAGUCUGCUGGACGCCUGGUCAGGCUGGGUGGUGAUGCUGCUCAUUGGCCUGCUGGCAGGCACUUUGGCUGGAGUUAUCGAUCUCGCCGUGGACUGGAUGACUGACUUGAAGGAGGGGGUCUGCCUGUCCGCCUUCUGGUACAGCCAUGAGCAGUGCUGCUGGACUUCCAACGAGACCACUUUUGAGGACAGGGACAAGUGUCCCCUCUGGCAGAAAUGGUCGGAGCUGCUGGUGAAUCAGUCGGAGGGCGCCAGUGCUUACAUUCUGAAUUACCUCAUGUACAUCCUGUGGGCAUUGCUGUUUGCCUUUUUGGCCGUCUCCCUGGUGCGCGUGUUUGCGCCAUACGCCUGUGGCUCCGGUAUACCAGAGAUAAAGACCAUUUUGAGCGGCUUCAUCAUCAGGGGCUACCUGGGGAAGUGGACCCUGCUCAUCAAGACCGUCACCCUGGUGCUGGUGGUGUCCUCUGGCCUGAGCCUGGGGAAGGAAGGGCCGCUGGUGCACGUGGCUUGCUGCUGUGGCAACUUCUUCAGCAGCCUUUUCUCCAAGUACAGCAAGAACGAGGGCAAGAGGCGCGAGGUGCUCUCGGCCGCUGCCGCUGCCGGAGUCUCCGUGGCCUUCGGGGCUCCGAUCGGGGGUGUGCUUUUCAGUCUUGAGGAGGUCAGUUACUACUUCCCCCUGAAGACCUUGUGGAGGUCCUUUUUCGCGGCCCUGGUGGCAGCCUUCACGCUGCGAUCCAUCAAUCCUUUCGGGAACAGCCGCCUUGUGCUCUUCUACGUGGAAUAUCACACGCCCUGGUACAUGGCUGAGCUCUUCCCCUUCAUCCUGCUCGGGGUCUUCGGCGGCCUGUGGGGGACCCUCUUUAUCCGCUGCAACAUCGCCUGGUGUCGGAGACGCAAAACCACCAGGCUGGGGAAGUACCCGGUGCUGGAGGUCAUUGUGGUGACCGCCAUCACCGCCAUCAUCGCCUACCCCAACCCCUACACGCGCCGGAGCACAAGCGAGCUCAUUUCCGAGCUGUUCAAUGACUGUGGGGCCCUCGAGUCUUCCCAGCUCUGUGACUACAUCAACGACCCCAACAUGACCCGGCCUGUGGAUGACAUCCCGGACCGGCCGGCCGGCGUCGGGGUCUACACGGCCAUGUGGCAGCUGGCCCUGGCGCUGGUCUUCAAGAUCGUCAUCACCAUAUUUACCUUUGGUAUGAAGAUCCCCUCAGGCCUCUUCAUCCCCAGCAUGGCGGUGGGAGCCAUGGCCGGCAGGAUGGUGGGAAUCGGCGUGGAGCAGCUGGCUUACCAUCACCACGACUGGAUCGUCUUCAGGAACUGGUGCAGGCCCGGAGCGGACUGUGUCACCCCCGGACUUUAUGCCAUGGUGGGAGCAGCGGCCUGCCUAGGUGGAGUUACCCGGAUGACGGUGUCAUUGGUGGUCAUCAUGUUCGAAUUAACGGGUGGUCUAGAGUACAUUGUGCCCUUGAUGGCGGCAGCCGUGACCAGCAAAUGGGUGGCCGAUGCCUUUGGGAAAGAAGGCAUCUAUGAGGCUCAUAUCCACUUGAACGGGUACCCAUUUCUGGACGUGAAGGACGAGUUCACCCACCGCACGCUGGCUACCGACGUCAUGCGGCCGCGGCGGGGCGAGCCGCCUCUGUCCGUGCUCACCCAGGACGGCAUGACCGUGGAGGAUGUGGAGACGCUCAUCAAGGAGACCGACUACAACGGCUUCCCCGUGGUGGUCUCCAGGGACUCCGAGCGCCUCAUUGGAUUUGCGCAGAGGCGGGAGCUGAUCCUCGCAAUAAAGAACGCCAGACAGAGGCAGGAGGGCAUCGUGAGCAACUCCAUCAUGUACUUCACGGAGGAGCCCCCCGAGCUGCCGGCCAACAGCCCGCACCCCCUGAAGCUGCGGCGCGUCCUCAACCUCAGCCCGUUCACGGUCACGGACCACACCCCCAUGGAGACGGUGGUGGACAUCUUCCGGAAGCUGGGGCUCCGGCAGUGCCUGGUGACGCGGAGUGGGAGACUUCUUGGCAUCAUCACGAAAAAGGAUGUCUUGAGACAUAUGGCCCAGAUGGCAAACCAGGACCCUGAAUCCAUCAUGUUUAAUUAGAAACAAGGUGGCAUUUAUUUUGAGAAAAACACAACCGUGUCAUUUUAAAAGAAAUAAACAAAUGAUAUGUUAUUAUCCUAACGAACGAUUGUGCGCUGGGGGCAAUGGAAACAAAAGCUUUGUUGGAAAGGAAGAAGGAUGAAAUCUUUUUAAAAAAAAAAAAAGAGACAUCAAUGAGUAGGCAUUUCAUAGCUUUAACCCCUUAGGAGUUUCCAGCUGUGUUUCUUAAUGAGUUUAUUAACCGCCGUCGGGGCAUGGGGGUGGGUGUAAACAAUUGGCUCGUACAAGGACAUGGAACACAAAUGCUGAGUCCAGAAAUGUUUGCCCCUCGUUUUAAGGCUGAUGUUUGUGAAGCUUUGAGUCCAAAAGGCAAAGGAGUAGUGGCCUGCCAGCCUCUGUUAUUUCUUGGUUCCUGAAGUGUUGCUGCUAUUUUGUUGAAUCGGACUAGAGAUAUCUGCACUCGCUUUGUUGGAAAAGACAAAAGAAAUUAAAUCGGCACACAGUGAAAGCUGAAAGUUUGCCAGUGGGUUCACUCCCGACCAUCCCAUUUCUUGCUCCCGUUCUCGGCCCACUGUUUCGCUUCUCCCAUCACUUUCCCAACCAACAUCCAGGGUCUCCUGCGACGAUGAGUAUGAAGAAAUCCUUUCUCUGUGCAAGGCCAACACCUUGGGACUGCAUGGUGAACUCCUGGCGUGUUUAGUGCUGCCCGUAUUUCCUCCCACACAAAGGGGUUCAUCCUGAUUUUGAGGGUGUACACACCUGCUCGUCAUGUUGCAAAUGUGUUGCAUGUGCAUUCCUAAAUAUUGAGCCAUCCAGCACUUUCCAUGGGCCAUAUCCUAUGUGCUGCCAGCUUGUCGUAAGUGUGCUUUAAUUUCCAAACAGCGUACGUGAGGGUCAAAACAGGCUGCCCCGUGUUACCACUUAUUUUUCCUUUCAGAUCCUAUUAAAUACGGCUGCAGAGAGGGUGAGGCAUAUAAAGUCUCAGUAGGAACUCCUCCAAAUGGAUUGCAAAAGAGAUACUAAAUUGAUUCUAAAUCUGUUCCAUUAUCUUCUCUGUAGGAUGCCAAACGUCUGGCGUUAGUGUCUGAGUGUGCACUUUCCUGCUUGUACGCGGAACACAGAAGGGCAGAGUUAAACCAUCGACAGCCAGUUUGAGCACUGGGCUUCUAUGUAUUGAACUUAAUGGUGCACUUGUCUCUUUAGUCAGGACUUCAGUCUUUUCUGGGAGAAGGCCUGGAGCUGUAAUUUAAGUCCACGGUGUUCUCUGUGUGAGCCUGGCCGCUCCCACUUGCCCUCUCCCGUCCAUCUUGGCUCUUCCCAGCUCCCUGAGCCACCCUCACCCUGUGUGUCGUUACUGGAUACUGACGGGGCAGGUGUGCGUUUGGCAGCUAGUAAGAGAAAAUCCAACGGACAGUGGAGAGUUGAAUGAGAAACCUGGGGGUCAUGCACUGUCGACUCUCUCUGUAUUAUCAUCAAGGAUUCAUGUCCUUUGGUAUUGUUUUCUGCUGUCCUUUGUCCCCUGGCGUCCUUUGUCCCCUGGCUUGCCGCCUCUGAGCCACAAGGUGGUUACUGAGCUGCCGGGUAAGAUGUCUGCUUCCUAGACAGGAAGAGGGAGGAGGAGGCCUGAAACAAGGGGCAGCGCCCGUAUUAGGAAAGCAAAAUUCCCAGAGAGGCUCAGCUUACAUCCAUUGGCUAGAAUUCUGUCACAUGACUCCCCCCAGCUGCAUGUGAGUGUGGGAAGGAAAGUUUGUAGCUAGACAUAUUAUUCCCUGAAUGAAAUUUUGAUUCUCUUAAUAAGGAAGGGGAUGGGUCCUGUGGAGGGAAUGCUGUCCACUGGAUCGGGCGCCAUCAUCGUGUCCAGGUUGCCGUCCUGCCUGUCCUCCUUACCCUUUUCCUUUCCUUUCUUUCUUUUUCUUUUUUUUUUUUUUUAAAGAUUUUAUUUAUUUAUUUGACAGACGGAGAUCCCAAGUAGGCAGAGAGGCAGGCAGAGAGAGAGGAGGAAGCAGGCUCCCCGCUGAGCAGAGAGCCCGAUGCGGGACUCGAUCCCAGGACCCUGAGAUCAUGACCUGAACCGAAGGCAGAGGCUUUAACCCACUGAGCCACCCAGGCGCCCCUCCUUACCCUUUUCCUUGCCGAACACUCUAGACACUCUUUUCUCACCUUAUAGUUUCCCACCCCUUCUGUCAGAUUUGACAUAGAACUAUCAGUUAGAAGCCAUCAUUUCUUAGCCCUAAU
Molecule: messenger RNA, 5006 nt
Organism: Lutra lutra (Eurasian river otter)
Lineage: Eukaryota; Metazoa; Chordata; Mammalia; Carnivora; Mustelidae
Gene: CLCN4
Product: chloride voltage-gated channel 4
Exons: 13
Coding region: 450-2771 (773 amino acids)
Biological process (GO): transmembrane transport; chloride transport
Cellular component (GO): early endosome; Golgi apparatus; synaptic vesicle
Molecular function (GO): voltage-gated chloride channel activity
Source: RefSeq, a predicted model, not a curated record